Messenger RNA from Ceratotherium simum simum (southern white rhinoceros), 2619 nucleotides. RefSeq names its product glutamate-cysteine ligase catalytic subunit (gene GCLC). Lineage: Eukaryota; Metazoa; Chordata; Mammalia; Perissodactyla; Rhinocerotidae. Gene Ontology annotation, molecular function: glutamate-cysteine ligase activity. The record is from RefSeq and is a predicted model, not a curated record. Gene Ontology annotation, cellular component: glutamate-cysteine ligase complex. Gene Ontology annotation, biological process: glutathione biosynthetic process.
UGUCCGGCUCGCGCCCCGCGCCGGGAGCGAGCGGCGCCGGCAGCCCCGAGGAGGAGGAGGAGGAGGAGGGGGCGGCCAUGGGGCUGCUGUCCCAGGGCUCGCCGCUGAGCUGGGAGGAGACCCAGCGGCACGCCGACCACGUGCGGCGGCACGGCAUCCUCCAGUUCCUGCACAUCUACCACGCUGUCAAGGACCGGCACAAGGACGUGCUCAAGUGGGGCGACGAGGUGGAAUACAUGUUGGUAUCUUUUGAUCAUGAAAAUAAAAGAGUCCGGUUGGUCCUGUCUGGAGAGGAACUUCUUGAAACUCUACAAGAACAGGGGGAAAGGACAAACCCAAACCAUCCUACCCUUUGGAGACCAGAGUAUGGGAGUUACAUGAUUGAAGGGACCCCCGGGCAGCCCUACGGGGGAACGAUGUCCGAGUUCAACACAGUCGAAGACAACAUGAGAAAACGCCGGAAGGAGGCCACUUCUUUACUAAAAGCACAUCAGGCUGUUUGCACAAUUACUUCAUUUCCCAGAUUAGGCUGUCCUGGGUUCACGGUGCCCGAUUUCAAACCCAACCCGGUGGAAGGAGGAGCUUCCAAGUCCCUCUUCUUCCCUGAUGAAGCCAUAAACAAGCACCCCCGCUUCAGUACCCUAACAAGAAAUAUCCGACACAGGAGAGGAGAAAAGGUUGUCAUCAAUGUACCAAUAUUUAAGGACAAGAAUACCCCGUCUCCAUUUCUAGAAACGUUUCCUGAGGAUGAUGAGGCAGCAAAGGCUUCUAAGCCUGAUCAUAUUUACAUGGAUGCCAUGGGAUUUGGGAUGGGCAAUUGCUGUCUUCAGGUAACGUUCCAAGCCUGCAGCAUAUCUGAGGCCAGAUAUCUUUAUGAUCAGUUGGCCACGAUCUGCCCAAUUGUCAUGGCUUUGAGUGCUGCGUCUCCUUUCUACCGAGGCUACGUGUCAGACAUUGACUGUCGCUGGGGCGUGAUUUCCGCGUCUGUAGAUGACAGAACUCGGGAGGAGAGAGGACUGGAGCCACUGAAGAAAAACAACUAUAGGAUUAGUAAAUCCCGGUAUGAUUCCAUAGACAGUUAUUUAUCUGAGUGUGGUGAGAAGUAUAAUGACAUUGACUUAACAAUAGAUAAAGAAAUCUACCAACAACUGUUGCGAGAAGGCAUUGACCAUCUGCUGGCCCAGCAUGUUGCUCAUCUCUUCAUUAGAGACCCACUGACGCUGUUUGAAGAGAAAAUACACCUGGAUGAUGCCAAUGAGUCUGACCAUUUCGAGAAUAUUCAGUCCACAAAUUGGCAGACAAUGAGAUUUAAGCCCCCUCCUCCAAACUCAGAUAUUGGAUGGAGAGUAGAAUUCCGACCCAUGGAGGUUCAGUUGACGGACUUUGAGAACUCUGCGUACGUGGUGUUCGUGGUACUGCUUACCAGAGUGAUCCUUUCGUACAAGCUGGAUUUUCUCAUCCCGCUGUCAAAGGUUGACGAAAACAUGAAAGUUGCACAGAAACGCGAUGCUGUUUUGUGGGGAAUGUUUUAUUUCAGGAAAGAUAUUUGCAAAGGGGGCAACGCUGUGGUGGAUGGCUGUGGGAAGGCCCAGAACAGCACAGAGCUGGCCACGGAGGAGUACAGCCUGAUGAGCGUAGACACCAUCAUCAACGGGAAGGAAGGUGUGUUUCCUGGGCUGAUCCCGAUUCUGAACUCUUACCUUGAAAACAUGGAAGUGGAUGUAGACACCAGAUGUAGUAUUCUGAACUACCUAAAGCUGAUUAAGAAGAGAGCAUCUGGAGAACUAAUGACAGUCGCCAGAUGGAUGAGGGAGUUUAUCGCGAACCAUCCUGACUACAAGCAAGACAGUGUAAUAACUGAUGAAAUGAACUAUAGCCUUAUUUCAAAGUGUAACGAAAUUGCAAAUGAAUUAUGUGAAUGCCCCGAGUUACUUGGACCAGCAUUCAGGAAAGUAAAAUACAGUGGAAGUAAAACUGAGUCUUCCAACUAGACCUUGUGCAGAGGGACGACUGCAUUACUGUCCCAUCGAGGCACUGACUGCAGUACUCCAGCCCUGCGCGUGGUGUGAAGACCAAAUCAUAGAACCGCACUGUGUCCUGAGCCCAUCGGCCAGAUGGGUUUAGAGGCUGCCUUCAGUAGGUGAACCUAGAGUUUAUACAGCGUACAUGUACAUAGUAAAGUAUUUUUAUGAUUAACAGUGUAUUUUAAUAACAUUGUAUCUAAAGUCAUCGUGAACUGGCAUGUACAUUUUUCACUUCUUAACUCUGGAACAACUACUGUCUAAACAGUUUUGUAAAUGUAACGUACUGGUCAUUGUACUAGACCUGCAUUCCAGAGUUGACAAUGUUGACUGUAAAUUUUUGUUUUUUUUUAAAGACUUUACCUGGGACCUGAUUCACCGAAAUUGAUCGCUUCAUUAUAAAACCAGUCUGUCUUACUGACUUUCUCUGAGUCAUCUCCUUUCUUGCGUACAUAGAACCACUAUGCCUCCUCCAAGGCGCUCCUAGGGUGAGCUUGGGUUUCUGGCACCUUAUCGAUGAUGUUUCUUUGCAAUCGGAACAGCUCACCCCUUGGUCCCCCUGCCCCAAGCUUUCACCACUAAAUAAAACCCAUGAACU